Messenger RNA from Nematostella vectensis (starlet sea anemone), 532 nucleotides. Its product is annotated as acidic mammalian chitinase. Gene Ontology annotation, molecular function: chitin binding. The record is from RefSeq and is a predicted model, not a curated record. Lineage: Eukaryota; Metazoa; Cnidaria; Anthozoa; Actiniaria; Edwardsiidae. Gene Ontology annotation, cellular component: extracellular region. The transcript is spliced from 4 exons. The coding region runs from base 77 to 331 and encodes 84 amino acids.
GCCUGUCUUAAGGUACGUCUUUUCGCUAUAAAAGCACCCAAACCGAAAACCAAAGUAAUCUUCACUAGCCGCUAUCAUGAGACUGGCAUUGGUUGUUUUCUUGUCUUUUUUGUUGGCAGGAAUGCUGACUACGAUAGCAGCCGCAGGAUUCUGUGCAGACCAGGAGGAUGGCCUGUACAAAGACCCUGACACGUGUUAUGGGUUCAUCAACUGCGCGGGCGGGCGGACCUACAAACAGGCGUGCGGGCCUGGAACCAUGUUCAACCCUAGCACCAAGGUGUGCGACUGGCCGCACAAUGUCGACUGUGAGGAGGGGAGUGGGGAGUUCUGAUCGACAGGUGACUGGAGGCAGAAGAACCAUGCUUUUUUAAAGAAACCUUCUCAAAUAUGGGUUUUAAUAUCACGUGGAUGCACUCCUUGUGAAACCAGAAUGUCAUACGGAAAUAUAUCAUUACUGAAAAUCUCGAUAUUUCAUUACUUGUUGUAUUUUUCAAGUUAUUGAACAAAAAUAAAGUUUUAACAGGAAUUAGAA